AUGUCCAUCACACCUGAGCUCAGAGCAUUGGCUCGGUCUGCAUACCGUCAGUUGUUCCGGGCGUCUGCUGUCACUUUCUCUGGUGACGAACCCGUGCUUAGAGCCUUUCGUUCAAAACUGAGGGAGGAUGCGCUUUCUGGCCAGGCAGAGACAGAUCCUGUCCAUUAUCAAGAGCAGACGGAUGGCGCACUGAAGGUCGCCGCUUUUCUUCGACAGAACGUCAUCCAAGCUUCUCGGGUUGCUGGUGAAGAGGAUACUUGGAAGUUGAGGAUCACGAAAGAUACGGAACUGGGGUCAAAUGAUUCCAUAAAAAAUCCCCCACCAAUGGAGACUGAUCGUCAGGCCAGAAGACGAGAGAAGCAACACAAUCUUUCAGAUGCUGCUCGUCCUGACAACAUUGUUCGUGUACCGCGGAUGAAUUUUUCUGUACUUAAAAAAGCACACAAAGAACGUGUUAUACCUGAGCUUAGAGAAGAGGAUCUUGAAGAAACAUUUGUGAGAGGAAGCGGUCCGGGUGGCCAAUCAAUCAAUAAAACCGAAAAUAAUGUUCAGCUGCUCCAUAAACCGACCAUGAUUCGCGUGUCUUGCCAACUAACACGUUCUCUGGAACAGAACAGGAAGUUGGCACGACGCCUUUUGGUUGAAAAGCUGGACAAACUUGCUAAUCCCGGACUAUCAAAAGAAGAGAUGCGCCGAGCGAAACAGCGUGAACGAGAGCGUCGACGCAGAAAGAAAGCUAAGAAAAAAGCUUCCAAAAAUGAUACGGAGGAGGCAGAGUCUUGA
This is a messenger RNA of Desarmillaria tabescens, 783 nucleotides long. Its product is annotated as RF-1 domain-containing protein. The transcript has 8 exons. Gene Ontology annotation, molecular function: translation release factor activity. Gene Ontology annotation, cellular component: mitochondrion. The record is from RefSeq and is a predicted model, not a curated record. The coding region runs from base 1 to 783 and encodes 260 amino acids. Lineage: Eukaryota; Fungi; Basidiomycota; Agaricomycetes; Agaricales; Physalacriaceae. Gene Ontology annotation, biological process: mitochondrial respiratory chain complex III assembly; translational termination.